Messenger RNA from Venustampulla echinocandica, 489 nucleotides. RefSeq lists its product as uncharacterized. The record is from RefSeq and is a predicted model, not a curated record. Lineage: Eukaryota; Fungi; Ascomycota; Leotiomycetes; Helotiales; Pleuroascaceae. Gene Ontology annotation, molecular function: zinc ion binding; cytidine deaminase activity. Bases 1 to 489 code for a protein of 162 amino acids. Gene Ontology annotation, cellular component: cytosol. The transcript has a single exon.
AUGCCUCUCACACCUACCGAGCAAUCCCUCAUUAUCGCCGCGCAAGCAGCCAUCGACGCCAUCACAUCCACUCCUGUACCCGAAAUAGCAGCUCACACGGUCGGCGCCGCAGCCCUCAGCAGCACAGGCAGGGUAUUCACUGGAGUUAACUUCUUUCACUUUUUGGGCGGAGUCUGCGCUGAGAAUGGCGCAUUCGCGAUGGCUGCAGCUGCAGGUGUUGCGUCGUCACUGGCCCCCGGGAUAGACGCAGGAAAAGGCGAUGCAGGGAAGGAAAACUUGGUGUGUGUGGUUGCCGUGACAAAUGAUUCUAGAGGGGUUAUCAAUCCGUGCGGGAGAUGCAGGCAGUUCAUGUUCGACUCUUAUCCAGAUAUACGGGUUAUAGUUAACGAGGGGAAGGUCGGGGAGAGUAAGUUGAGGAUUGCAAGUAUCAAGGAGCUUUUGCCGUUUGCGUACAAGUCCACAUUCAGCCCUGGUGUGAUUGAAGCCUGA